AUGUCCAGUAUAACAACACAACCACAAAGUGAAGAAGUGGUACCGAACCAACAAUCUCAACAACAACCUCAAAAAUCAAACGAUCCUUUAGCAACAAGAGUGGAAGAUUUAUAUUUAGAAAGUUAUGCAUUUACAACAGCGGCAGCAAUAGUUGGAUCAGUAGAUAGAAAAAUAUUUGUUUUAUUAAGAGAUGGAAGAAGUCUAUUUGGUAUAUUAAGAACAUUUGAUCAAUUUGCAAAUUUAGUACUACAGGAUACAUUUGAAAGAAUAUAUUUGAAAUCAGACACCACGGAAGAAAAUGAAAAAUUUGGAGAAAUAUAUAGAGGAGUAUUUAUGGUAAGAGGAGAAAAUGUUGUUAUGAUGGGAGAAUUAGAUAUUGAUAAAGAAGAUGAUCAUUUAAAAACAAUUGAACAAAUACCAUUUGAACAAGUAGAAAAAGAAUUAAAAUUAAAGCAUGAAAAUUUGAUAAAAAAUGAAAGACGAAGGACUAAAAAUUAUUUACAAAAGGGAUUAAUAAAUGACUUUUAUAAAUCUGAUUUAUAUUAA
Molecule: messenger RNA, 546 nt
Organism: Lodderomyces jiufengensis
Lineage: Eukaryota; Fungi; Ascomycota; Pichiomycetes; Serinales; Debaryomycetaceae
Exons: 1
Coding region: 1-546 (181 amino acids)
Biological process (GO): deadenylation-dependent decapping of nuclear-transcribed mRNA
Cellular component (GO): P-body; Lsm1-7-Pat1 complex
Molecular function (GO): RNA cap binding
Source: RefSeq, a predicted model, not a curated record